Salmo salar (Atlantic salmon) is the source of this 5009-nucleotide messenger RNA. The record is from RefSeq and is a predicted model, not a curated record. NCBI's taxonomy places the organism in Eukaryota, Metazoa, Chordata, Actinopteri, Salmoniformes, Salmonidae.
UCACAUGCACAGGAUAUGCCAACAGUAGAGCAGCUGCAUUCCCUUUUCUGCUGGUGUCUCUCUCUCUUUUGGCUUUUUUAUUCUGUUGGGUCUCCACCAUGUUGGGAUGGCUACUUCUACGGACUUUGCUGGUCCUUUGGCUGGCGCAUAGUGCACACCUUAAGAACAAUGGAAAUGGUGGGGGUGUUGGAAGGAUGUUGAUGCCAUCCAAUGGAUAUGGAUACAAGGGAAAUGGUUACAGUGCUGGAGCUGGGGUGCCCAAUGGAAACAGUGCCAAACCCAAUGGUUACGGUGCUCCUGCAGCUGUGUCCAAUGGAAAUGGUGCCAAACUCAAUGGUUAUUAUGGUGCUCCUGCAGCUGUGUCCAAUGAAAAUGGUGCUAAACCCAAUGGAUAUGGUGCUCCAGCUGCUGUACCCUAUGGUCAAAAGUCAAAAGGUUAUGGCGCUCCUGCAGCUGUGCCUAAUGGAAAUGGUGCAAAGCCUAGUGGCUAUAGUGCUCCAGCUGCUGUACCCAAUGGAAAUGGUCAAAAAUCAAAAGGUUAUGGUGCUCCUGCAGCUGUGCCUAAUGGAAAUGGUGCUAAGGCCAAUGGUUAUGGUGCCGGUGUGCCUAAUGGCAAUGGACAAGGAGCUAAACCCAAUGGUUCCGUUACGUUUAAUAAUGUAUUUAUAGGUUACGGUGCUGCUCCAGCUGCUGUGCCCAACGGACAAGGAGCUAAGCGCAAUGGUCAAGGAGCUGCAGCUGGUGCACCCAAUGGACAUGGUGCGCCAAAUCCAAAUGCUGGCAUGAAAGGACCCAUGAAAGGAUACGGCCGACCACCUUUUGGUGCAGGUGCUUCUCUUGGAAUGGGGACUCGAAAGGGUCUGGGGGUACCUCAACUAGCUGCAAACAGGAGGGGGGUGUAUGGCAGUAAUGGGUAUGGUGGUAAUGGAUAUGGCGCACAGCCAAUGAAUGGUUACAGGCCAAAUGGUGCCUAUGCCAGGGCUGGUCUUGGCCUGGGUGGUGGCCUCUCGGCUGGAUACUCUAAUGGAGGAGGCCAAAAAAGACCCACGCAGGGUUACGGUGGUCCCAAUGGACAAGGUGUUAAACCCAAUGGUUAUGGUGCUCCUGCAGCUGUGCCAAAUGGAAAUGUUGGUAAAAAAAACAAAGGCUAUGGUGCUGGAGCUGAUGUGCCAAAUGGACAUGGUGCCAAACCCAAUGGUUAUAGUGCUGGAGCUGGUGUACCCAAUGGACAAGGAGCUAAACCCAAUGGUUAUGGUGGUGUACCCAAUGGAUAUGGUCCCAGACCCAGUGGGUAUGGAUAUCCCAAUGGUGGGGCAAAGGCACCCAAACCAGGUUAUGGUGCUGGAGCUGGUGUGUCCAAUGGACAAGGAGCUAAUGGUUAUGGAAAUGGAUCACCUCAACCUCAAAAUACUAAAGGUGUCGGAGCACGUGCACCCAUUGGAGGAACUAAAGCGUCAAAUGGAGGAGCUAAAGCACCAAAUGGUGGGUAUGGUGUUCCUGCUGGUGUACCCAAUGGACAUUUGGCUGAAGUAGUCAAUACUGGUUAUGGCAUGCCAAAUGGAUACAGCAUGUCAAAUGGUCAGGGUACUAAAGGUGUUGGUGCACCGAAUGGAAAGGGCCCCAAAGGUGAAGCUCUUACUCCUGAAGCACUAAGCCUUGCACCAGCACCCGAGCCAGGACUUGUAGUACCUGAGCCAACAAAGGGUGUAGCUCUAAUCGUUCCACAAGGGAAGACAUACCCUAAGCCAGCACCAGUUCCACAAGGGAAGCUUUUCCCUAAGCCAGUACCUAUAGUACCACAGACAAAGAGUCCAAAGACAGUACCAGAGCCAGCAAUGGUUCCACAAGGGAAGACAUACUCUAAGCCCGCACUAGAGCCAGCAAUGGUUCCACAAGAGAAGACAUAUGCUAAGCCAGCACCAAAGCUAGCACCUGUCAUUCCACAAGGAAAGCCGUGCCCUAACAAAGCACGGGAGGCAGCACCAGUUCCACAUGGGAAGACAUACCAAAAGCCAGCCCCAAAGCCAGCAGCUGUAGUACCACAGGCAAAGAGUCCGAAGACGGCACCAGUUCCACAAGGGAAGCCGUACCCAGAGCCAGCACCUGUCGUUUCACAAUGGAAGCCGUACCUUAUGCCAGCACCUGUGGUUCCACAAGGAAAGAUGUACCCUAAACUAGCACCAGUGCCAGCAUCACAGGCAAAAAGUCCAAAGCCAGUGGCAUCAGCCGUGCCUCAAGGAAAGCAUCCCAAAGUACCAAACAUGGGUUAUGUCACUGGAAGUGAGGUCCCUGAGAAAAAAAAUGGUGGGUCGGGCACACCUCCUGGGAAAGGUGAUUGGGGCGUAGACCCUGAACCUCAGGUGCCUAAAAGUACUGGACCCAUGGUUACAAAGGUUGUGCCUGCAUUGGUACCUGAAACGAUGGCAGCUAAAAACACUGGUCCCAUUGUCCCUGGAGAAACCCUGACUAAAGGUGCACCAGGGGUGGCACCGGAAGAAGUGAGCAAUAAAAGUGAGCCUGCAGUUGUACCUGAAAAAUCAGCAGUGGAACAUGAGAAGCUGGAAUCUAAAGUUGGGAGUCCACUUGGUUAUGGUCCAGGAGCUGGUGUUCCCAUUGGCUUGGGUGCUAAACCCAAUGGUUACGGAGGAGGAACUGGUGUAAACGGAGGUGGUGCCCCCAAUGGCUAUGGCGCGAAACCCAAUGGUUACGGUGUCGGAGCCAGUGCACCAAACGGACGUGGAGCAAACCCCAAUGGUUACGGUGCAGGAGCUGGUGUACCAAAUAGAGGUGGUGUCCCCAAUGGCCAUGUUGCUAAACCAAAUGGAUAUGGAGCUGGAGUAUAUCCAAAUGGAGGGGGAGCUAAUGCACCCAAACCAGGUAAUGGUGCUGUUGCAGGGAGCUAUAAUCCUGUUGCUGCCGGCUAUGGAUAUGGACCUGGAGCAGGUGAAAAUCCUUUCGCAGGGAAACCCAAACAACAUAGUGGUUAUGGUCAAGGUGUCUACCCUGGAGGUGGUUAUGGAUAUGGCGCAGCUGCAAAUGGAAAUGGCUAUGGUGCACCUGCAAUUGGUGUGCCUGCUGGUAUGGAGGGCAAAUCAGGUGGGGUUGGUGCAGGACUUGAAGAGCCUGCAAAUGGUGGCAAAUAUGGUGGUUCCGGACCUUAUGGCGGAGCACCAAUCAUUCCUGCUGGACUGGAUGGAACAAGUCAGUUUGAACCUCAACCCGCUGGCCUACGUCCUGAUGGAAAAUCAGGUGGAAUGUAUGGUGGAUUGGGUGGGCCAUAUGGUGGUCAGCCCCUCGGAAUGGGCCCAGAGGCAACAUCUCAGACCAAAUAUGGCAUUGGGGGGUUGCCAUUUGGUGGUCAACCCCUCGGGUUGGGGACUUAUGGUGCAGGAAAUGGUGGAAUCUCCAACGCACCUGGACCUGAUGUUGGCAAGUCAGUUGGUAAAUACGGAAAUGGUGGUCUACCCUAUGGAUCUCAGACUCUCGGAUUGGGUGCUGACUCCAAAUCCUCUGGAAAAUACGGCGGGCUAGGCACUGGAAUGGGAGGGGAUCCUGCACCUGGAAAAUAUGGAUAUGGUGCACCCUAUGAUGGGCAACGUCUUGGCCUAGGGGGUGAUCCUGGGAAAUCAGCUGGCAAGUAUGGCUAUGGAGAGGUGCCAUACGAGCCUCAGCCUCUUGGACUUGGCCCCGAUUCCGGUAAAUCGAAUGGAAAAUAUGGACAGGGUGGGUUGCCAUACGAGCCUCACUCUCUUGGGCUCGGUCCAGAUGUUGGAAAAUCUGCAGGCAAAUAUGGGGGCGGUGCACCAGACUCCUAUGCACCAGAACCUCUUGGCCUUGGUGGUGAAGGGCAGAAAUCUGCUGGCAAAUAUGGUAACCUUGGACCAUACGAGCCACAGACCCUUGGAUCAGUCACUGAUGGCAAAUCCACCGGACAAUACGAAAAUCCUAUGCCUUAUGAGCCUUUGCCCUUCGAAUCAGAGGCUGUCGGAAAGUCAUACGAGAGAAUAGGAGAAAUAGCACCAGCACAACCUACUAGACUUGAAGAAAAGGGAAAAUCUACUGACAAAUAUGGCAAUGGGGGUUAUAUAAAUGGACAAGUUCAGCCAGAAGUCGUCUCCUUCCCCCCAGCUCCCACUCCUUGGCCCUCCAUCUCCUAUCCCCCCAUCCCCUCAUUUGUGCCCGUAGUGUCCUUCUUCCCCCCCGAGGCCCCUGCCGCAGCUGUUUCAGAGGCCCCACCCAAGCCUGUGGGCACUGCCAGCCUCUCCCUUGCAUCUGCGCCCAGCACCCAAAUGAAAGCCCCGCCACACGGGCCUGACACUGCGUUGCUUCAGCCACCGCACCAGAUACACAUUCAGCAGCACCUCAAGCUGCACAUUCACCCGCAGGGCAAAUCAUGGCGAGGAGGUGCAAAGGAGAACAAAUAUGAAUUAACAGGAUUCUUUGGGAAUAGUGGAUACUAAGGUAAAACAUUAAAGGUUGACCAGGGCGACGGUGGCCAUUUACAGCAUUUAACUUUUACAUAGCUGUUGUUGUUUUAUAUUUGUUUUAAUUCCCUUUUUAAAUGAUCUUUAGUUUUUGUAUAAUUAUUCAUAUCUCCCUGUCCAUGCCAAACCAGUCCUGCCUGCCAUAUUUUUUUUAAUCGUUUUUAUGCCAUGUCUGUAAUAUCACUAGAACUAAGAAAACACACAUUUAUUAAGUCUUGUUAGGGCAUACCUUCUUUGUAGUUUAUAUUUUCUACAAGUUUAUCUUGAUUAUGUGUCUGUCUUAUUUAAUUUCGUAACCACCUGUCUUACUACACUUACUGGAUACGGUGAAUCAUGUUUUGAGAGUUUGUGUGCUACAAAUAUUUAAUGUGUUGAUUGAAUCAGUCCAGUUUUUGUCUGCAUAGUUUUAUAAACUCAAACUCAAACAAAUGUAUUUUGUAUGGGAAAGUUUUUUUUUUACUACCUGUGGCAAACACCUGUACAUUUUUGGACAGUUUUGAUGGAAUAAAAACAGACUGGAAAUAC